AUGGUAAGUCUAGUUUCCAGAGUUAAAAUUGCUCUUUUGAAUUUAUACAAGUAUUUUCUAAUUCUAAAUUUCAGUUUAAAUGUUUAGUGUGUUUUUGAUGAUGUGUUAAUACGUUAUUGUUUUUUUCCCUUAGGCUCGGAAUGCUGAAAAGGCAAUGUAAGUGAUGAUAAUAUACGUAUUGUAGAUGUCUUUAAUUGCUUUUAAUUAGAGACAUCUACAUAAUUUAUGUUAUAGAUAGAUUAAUAUAGGUGAUGUGCAACCACUUCCAUGGAAUUCAAAGGACAAAGAGAUUUUCGCCAUGUUGGAUGAAUCGGAUGAUAUGUGCAUUCCAAACAAGCAAUGUCAUCCAACUUAGCGAUCUGUGGCGGAGCUGAAAAUGAAAUUAUUGACAGCAGUUUUUUGUCAAUGGUCAUCCGAUGUUGAUUAUUUACUAUAUGCUGUAAAAUUGGAACAAAUUUUUUUUUCAAUUUAUCUUAUUUCAACCACUUUAAUUGGAGGCCUACAUAGUUCAUUGCAUCCACACUGGUGAUCUAAUAUGUUGUCCCUGGUUGAUUAAUUUCUUGUUGAAAAGUACAAUAUUCUGGCAUUAGACAGAGUAAAAUAAAACAAAUUUAGGUAUGUUUUGGCUUAACCCAUUGAGCUGCAUGCACCCUACUUAUUUUUUUUUACUUGUCUAAUGCCAGACAAUUUUACUCAUCAACAGGGAAGCUAGUCUGAGCUUAAUGGGUUAACCAAGAAAUCUGACAAUAUCUCUAGUUAACCCAUUGAGCUGCAUGCACCCCAGUGCGCGCUACCUUUUUUUUUACUUGUCUAACGCCAGACGAUUUUACUUGUCAAUGGGGAAGCUCUGCAGCUUAGUGGGUUAACGGCUGAAUCAUGUGAUAACAAUCAAUCACAAUUUUCAGGGCAAUGAUGUCCAGGUGGACAGCCAUGCAAAAGGAAGAAGGCAAGGUCAAGGUGAGUCAAUUGUUUGUUAUAAUGUAAAGAAUGAUUGUUUUAUUGUUAUUGUCUCUAUCUUACGAGUACUUUACCAUUCCACCUGUCAAUAGGAAAGACGUCCCUACCUUGCUACAGAAUGCUCGGACUUGUCAAAGGCAGAAAAAUGGAGACGACAGGUAUUUGGAUUCCAGCAUAUUGUUAGUAUAUGUGAGGUUUUCUCUUGUACCCAUGAACAAAAACUGUUACUUAUAUGUUACUACUACUAACUUCACGAUGAUGGGCUUUCAUACAAAACGUUGAAGUUUCAGAUAGCUGAAUCACUCCAUAUCUGUAGCUUUUGUGUAAUGUAACAUGAAUAUGAUCAUUGUAUUAUAGAUCAUUGGCGAAGUGUCGAAGAAAGUUGCACAAAUCCAGAAUGGUAAUUGAAAUUACUAUAGUUAAAAUUAAAGUUUUUUUUGAAAAGCUUAUACACAUAGAAUAUAAUAUCUUCAUUUCUGUUGCUACUUAUCACUUCUAGCUGGUCUUGGUGAGUUUCGUAUCCGAGAUUUAAAUGACGAGAUCAACAAACUCUUGCGAGAGAAACGCCAUUGGGAGGAUAGAAUAUUGGAGCUUGGAGGACCAGAUUAUAAGGUACCAAAUUAUGAAAAAUACAUAAUUAUUAUUUCAGUGUACGAAGGUGUAGUGUUAUAAAGUUCUAAACUAAACCAUGCUGUAAAUAUUUUUGGCACUGAUAAAUUGAAAUGUUUUCUUUUCUUAAAAUGUUUUCUCUGCCAUGAUACAAAUUUUCUAGAGGAUUGGUCCGAAAAUGUUGGAUCGUGAGGGCAAGGAAGUGCCAGGAAAUAGAGGAUACAAGUAUGAAGUUUCAUCUCUAGAUUAUUUAGAACAAUACUAUAUUGAACAAUCUACAAUUUGACUCAAAUAUGUAGUGAGCAUCUUGUAUAGUUUUAAUAAAAAUUGUAAUACUUUUGUUUCCCAGGUAUUUUGGUGCUGCAAAAGAUCUCCCGGGUGUAAGAGAACUUUUUGAACAAGAACGUAAGUCAUCUGAUGUGAAAUAAACCUGAACGAAAGGCUGUUAUAGAUAGUUCUUACAAUUCUCUUGUCUUUCCUCAGCACCUGCACCACCAAGAAAAACUCGAGGUGAACUAAUGAAAAAGAUUGAUGCUGAUUAUUAUGGAUAUAGAGACGAAGACGAUGGUGUCCUAGUUCCACUAGAGAAAGAUGCUCAGAAGGAAGGUACUCGACCCUUACUGUGCCUCUAGAAAGAUUACAGUUUUCUAGAACUGGAAGAGUUUUUGAUUUGUUAGAGCUAUUUAGUACAAAUCAAGUUAAUUUAGAUUAGAUACAGUAAUUCCUCCUAUAGUAACACUGGAUCAGUUGGAAUGGAAAAAUAAAUUUUGGCAAAUGAAUAUGAUUGGUUGGUGAAAAGAAUUGCUGCAAGAUUGGGAAGGGUCCUCUUGACUUAAUUAUUGAUCUAUUACUUCCUCUUUAGCUUUAGCACAAGCGUUAGAAGAUUAUGAAAAACGUAAAGCAGCAGGGGAGAUUCCCGAGGUCGAGGAAGAAGAAGAUAUAUAUGCCACUGCAACUGAAACUGUUGUAUGUACCAGAUAAUGUGUACUGGUUAAUAUUAUUUACUGUUGUGUUUUUCUUCAUAUACAUAUUUUAAUUGAUAAUCUAGUGUUUGCCCAUGAAAUGGUAAGCAUGUUGCCUUUUACCACUGAGGUGCUUUCUCUGUAUUGACAGGAUAGCGAUGAAGACAAUGAGGAACAAGAUGAGGUCAACUUUGUCUCACAUGUCCCUGUACCCUCACAAGAAGAGGUGAGUUACCCACGAACCAUGAAUGAACUCCCCCUCCAAGAUUGAAUUAAAAUAGCAAUUAAAACUUAACCUCUUACCUCAUACAGGUGGAAGCUCUGCUGGUUCAGCGUAAGAAAAUGGUAAGGGGCACUUUGUAAUUUUUAAUCACAAAUAAUGUAAAAAUUUUACAAAACAACGAGGUAUGGCAGUAACAAGAAAUUAAUUUGUUUUCAUAGGAGCUUCUUGAAAAGUAUGCAAGUGAAACUCUGAUGCAACAAAGUCAAGAUGCUAAAGCUUUACUGGGUUUACAGUAG
Paramuricea clavata is the source of this 3047-nucleotide messenger RNA. Lineage: Eukaryota; Metazoa; Cnidaria; Anthozoa; Malacalcyonacea; Plexauridae. The record is from the annotation of a GenBank genome assembly.